AUGUUAGAAACUAUGUUUGAAUAUAUAGAAUUAUUUCCUAAAUGUGAAGAAAUUAUAGAUAAAUGUAAAGAUAAUUAUAAGAAAGAAUCUAUUUCUUAUGGGUGUAAUACAAUCAAAAGUGAAUAUGAAGACGUUAUUAAUUCUAAUUUAGAAGAUCUGUGUGGUCAGUCUAUGAAAUAUUUAAACGAAAUAACUAUUAAAAAUGAUAUAUCAUUAGAAAAAGCUGGAUUUACAUAUUUUUACUAUUGGUUGUAUAUGUAUAAAGUAAAGAAGACGAAAACAAGUGAUGAUAUAAAACCAUUAUAUAUGAAAUUGAUCAAUUUAUUUAAUGAUAUUUAUAAUCAUACUUCCUUGAAUUAUUAUGCAGAAUAUAAUUUUACUGAUGCACAAUUGCAAAAUCUCAAAAAUUUAUUUGAAAUGCAAAAAACUCUUAUUUUAAUAAAAGCUAAAUGCAAACCUAAUGAGAAUUAUAUUUUUUGUAAUGCAAUAAAAAAUAUUAUAGAUGAAUAUAAUUCUGCAAAAAAAAUAGAACCUAGAGAAACUUAUACACCAAAAGAAUUAAACAAUUGCAAAUAUAACAUUUCAAUUCCCAUUUUAACUACAAUUGGUAUAAUGUUAUUAAUAAUAUCUCUGGGGGUUAUUGUAUAUAAGUUUACCCCAUAUGAUUCAUGGUUAACCCAUAGUGUAAAAGGGAAAAGGAACGUUUGUAAUAAUGAAUAUGACGUAUGGAAUAAAAUUCAAACACCUGACACAUCUAGCACUAUUUCCUGUAAUGAGAAGUAUAACAUAUUAUAUAAUUAUUCUUAG
Plasmodium gonderi is the source of this 807-nucleotide messenger RNA. RefSeq names its product variable surface protein. The coding region runs from base 1 to 807 and encodes 268 amino acids. The record is from RefSeq and is a predicted model, not a curated record. The transcript has 3 exons. Lineage: Eukaryota; Apicomplexa; Aconoidasida; Haemosporida; Plasmodiidae.